UUGUUGAUUCAGGAAGCGAUGAGUGUGAAUCAGACGCAUGCGGAUGCAUGGACAUUAAUCGGUAAUUUGCACAUGUCCAAAUGUGAGUGGGCACCUGCACAGAAGAAAUUCGAAUAUAUUCUUAAACUGAACGAUUAUCAUAAUGAUGCUUACAGUCUGGUGGCACUCGGCAACGUUUGGCUUGAAACGCUGUCAUCUGUUCAUCGGAAACGUGAAAAGGAUAAAGACUAUCGUGAACGAGCGUUGAUGAUGUACAGUAAAGCGUUGAAGGUGCAUCCGAAAAAUAUCUGGGCUGCAAAUGGAAUUGGUUGUAUAAUCGCGCAGAAAGGAGCCAUUCAAGAGGCUCGUGAUAUAUUCGCACAAGUGCGUGAGGCGACUGCUGAGUUCUGUGACGUUUGGGUGAAUAUAGCACAUAUUUAUAUGGAGCAAAAGCAGUAUGUGGCUGCCAUUCAAAUGUACGAUAAUUGCGUCAAGAAAUUCAAACGUUUCAAUGAUGUGCCAUUGAUGCAAUAUAUGGCACGUGCUUAUUACAAAGCUGGUAAAUUGGAUGAGUGUAGAUUCAUGCUGGAAAAGGCACAAAUCGAAUCACCCGACAAUUUAAUGGUAAAAUUCAACUAUGCAUUCGUAUUACAAAAACUAGCCACUCAAACGUUGCGUGAUGAGAAAUCGUCAUUGGAGAUGGUCAACGGUGCAGUUAGCGAUUUGAAAACAGCUGAAAGUAUAUUCACCUACAUAUCAGACAACAGAGAUGAGACAAUGAGUCAAGCGCGUUUGGUUAGUAGAAGUACAUCGGCGAAUGAGGCACGGUGCUGCAGCGAUUUGCUGAAACAAGCACAAACUUAUGUUCAGCGUGCGAAGGCACAAGAUGAAGAAGAGCAACGACAAAGACAGCGACAAGAAGACGAAAGGUUAGCGUUAAGAAGACAACAGGAGAUUGAGGCGAAGGAACGCGAAGAGAAGACGCGGCGUGAAUUGGAGGCGUUGAAGCAGUUACGUCAAGACUUUGUGCAGAAAACAAAAGAUUUUCUUCGAUUGCCGACCAUAGUGGAAGAGAAGCGAUCGCGUUCGGGUGGUGGAGGGGGCAGACGUAGAAGGGACCGUGAUGGAGGUGAAGACUUCGUCAAUGAUAGCAGUGAUAUGGGUGAUUGGGUCAAUGAAGAUGGCACCGGUGAACCCAAGAAAAAGACUACCGAACGGAAAAGGGCACGUAAAAGACGUGAUCAUUCGGAUGGAAAUGAAAGUGGAAAUGAUGAGAGUGGACGAAAAGAACGAAGACGUAAGAAACGUGCUCGAGAUGAGAGACGAGCUGAUGAGUUCGAACUUAGUGCUAAGCAAAAAGCCAAAGUGAAAAGUCGUGAAUUUGUGGCGUCUUCGGAGGACAGUUCGUCGGAUGACGCGAACAAUAAGCCAUCAACAGCAGCAAUGGCGCGAGCUGAUAGUGAUAACGAUGAGGAGAAUGAUACUCGAAGGAAGCGGUUCUCUGGAAGUGAUAGCAGUGAUGCUGGAGAUGGAGACAAGUCUAGAAUACGAGCGCAUUCCAGUUCUGAGCAUGAAACGGAUAUGGAGCACGAAGGUGAAGCACCUGAGGUGAACAACUCAUUAUCAGAAUCGGAUGAAGAUCGUGCAUUGCCGUCGAGUGAUGAUAAUGACAGUGAUCGGCAAGAUAAUCAGCAUACGUCAGCAGCUGGGAAAAGCAACAAGAAACGGAUUGUCUCAUCAGAGGAUGAUGAUCCUCAGUCAGAUUCUGAUUAA
Molecule: messenger RNA, 1752 nt
Organism: Anisakis simplex (herring worm)
Lineage: Eukaryota; Metazoa; Nematoda; Chromadorea; Rhabditida; Anisakidae
Source: the annotation of a GenBank genome assembly